Pollicipes pollicipes is the source of this 1949-nucleotide messenger RNA. RefSeq lists its product as uncharacterized. The record is from RefSeq and is a predicted model, not a curated record. Lineage: Eukaryota; Metazoa; Arthropoda; Thecostraca; Pollicipedomorpha; Pollicipedidae. Gene Ontology annotation, molecular function: glutathione transferase activity. Gene Ontology annotation, biological process: glutathione metabolic process.
UACGCCGUGGAGGGCAGCCCGCCAUGCCGGGCCGUCUUCCUCACCCUCAAGGCCAUCGGGCUGGACCACAACCUUAAGAUCAUCAGCAUGCAGGACGGCGAACACAAGACACCCGAGUUCCUCAAGAUGAACCCACAACACACGGUGCCGACCAUGAACGAUAACGGCGUCCACUUGGGCGAGAGUCGAGCCAUCACCACUUACGUUAUGAACAAGUAUGCUCCGGACAGCAAGCUCUACCCCAGAGACGCAGCCGCUAGGGCCCUCGUGGACAGUCGGCUCUACUUCGACCAUGGGCUCUUCGCGUCUUUGAAAGGCGUUUUGUUCCCGCUCCUGUUUAUGAAGAACCUGAAGGAGUCUGAAGCUAACUUCGGGAAGGUGAAAGAAAACCUAGACAUUCUUGAGAUCUUCCUGGGCAGAUCUGCGUAUGCGGCCGGCAGUCAGAUGACGGUUGCCGACCUGGCGCUGUUGGCCAACGUCUCCUCUUUGGAGGCUGCUGAGAUCGACCUGUCUGCCUGGCCCAAGAUCCAGGCUUGGCUGAGCAAGCUGAAGAACGAGCUGCCAUACUAUGCCGUCAACGACAAGGGCGCCAAAAUGCUGGGCGCUGCUUAUCUCAAGGCCAAGGCGGAAUGCCAGGCGAACGAAGCCACGCGCCUGACCCUCUACGCCGUGGAGGGCAGCCCGCCAUGCCGGGCCGUCUUCCUCACCCUCAAGGCCAUCGGACUGGACCACAACCUCAAGACCAUCAGUAUGCAGGAUGGCGAGCACAAGACGCCCGAGUUCCUCAAGAUGAACCCGCUGCACACGGUGCCGACCAUGGACGACAACGGCGUUCACCUGGGCGAGAGCAAAGCCAUCAUGUUGUACGCUCUGAACAAGUACGCUCCGGACAGCAAGCUAUACCCGAAGGAUCCGGCCGCAAGAGCCGUCGUGGACAGUCGUCUCUUCUUCGACUUUGGGUUUUUCUCUUCCAUCAGGGGCAUUGUGUUCCCGCUCGUGUUUAUGAAGAACCUGAAGGAGUCCCAAGCCAACUUCGGCAAGGUGAAGGAAAACUUGGAUGCUCUGGAGAUAUUCCUGUCCAGAUCUGCGUACGCGGCUGGCGACGAGAUGACGGUGGCUGAUCUGGCGCUGUUGGCCAACGUUUCAACUCUGGAUGCUGCUGGUAUCGACCUGUCUGCCUGGCCGAAGAUCAAGGCUUGGCUUGCCAAGAUGAAAGACCUGCCGUACUAUGCCGUCAACGACAAGGGCGCCAAAAUGCUCGAAGCCACGCGCCUGACCCUCUACGCCGUGGAGGGCAGCCCGCCAUGCCGGGCCGUCUUCCUCACCCUCAAGGCCAUCGGACUGGACCGCAACCUCAAGAUCAUCAGUAUGCAGGAUGGCGAGCACAAGACGCCCGAGUUCCUCAAGAUGAACCCGCUGCACACGGUGCCGACCAUGGACGACAACGGCGUUCACCUGGGCGGGAGCAAAGCCAUCAUGUUGUACGCUCUGAACAAGUACGCUCCGGACAGCAAGCUGUACCCGAAGGAUCCGGCCGCAAGAGCCGUCGUGGACAGUCGUCUCUUCUUCGACUUUGGGUUUUUCUCUUCCAUCAGGGGCAUUGUGUUCCCGCUCUUGUUUAUGAAGAACCUGAAGGAGUCCCAAGCCAACUUCGGCAAGGUGAAGGAAAACCUGGAUGCUCUGGAGAUAUUCCUGUCCAGAUCUGCGUACGCGGCUGGCGACGAGAUGACGGUGGCUGAUCUGGCGCUGUUGGCCAACGUUUCAACUCUGGAUGCUGCUGGUAUCGACCUGUCUGCCUGGCCGAAGAUCAAGGCUUGGCUUGCCAAGAUGAAAGACCUGCCGUACUAUGCCGUCAACGACAAGGGCGCCAAAAUGCUAGGCUCUGCUUAUGCCAAGGCCAAGGCGGAGUGCGAGAGCAAGUAACAUGGUCAUCCACUUGUUCAUCGCUG